This is a messenger RNA of Hemicordylus capensis (graceful crag lizard), 1634 nucleotides long. It is a transcript of the gene SYPL1, whose product is annotated as synaptophysin like 1. NCBI's taxonomy places the organism in Eukaryota, Metazoa, Chordata, Lepidosauria, Squamata, Cordylidae. The coding region runs from base 162 to 872 and encodes 236 amino acids. The record is from RefSeq and is a predicted model, not a curated record. Gene Ontology annotation, cellular component: synaptic vesicle; synaptic vesicle membrane. The transcript is spliced from 6 exons.
UGUGAGGUGGCAGUUGGGGGAGGAGAAAAGGGGAAUUCUAUUGCCUGAGUGAUGUGGGUGGAGCUCGAUGAGGCAGGCUUUAUAGGUAGAAGCAGGCCUGAGGGCUGGCCACAGUCACUGUGUGUGACUAGAGAGGGGAAAGUGUGUUUCUGGUCAAGAAAAUGAGUGACUUCCACCUUGAUCUUAAUCCACUCAAGGAGCCGCUGGGUUUAAUCAAACUUCUUGAGUGGUUCUUUUCUAUCUUUGUAUUCGCUACAUGUGGAGGCUAUAAAGGUGUAACCACAGUUCUAGUCUCUUGUAAUGGACUUGUGAAUAGAACAGUAACGGCUUCUUUUGCCUAUCCUUUCAGGUUGAACAAAGUAACGUUUAGUUCACCAGAUCCAACCCAAUGCAAUGGCUCUUGGGGUGAAGUCCACCUUGUGGGCAACUUUGCCUCCUCUGCGCAGUUCAUUGUAACUUUUGCAGUAAUUAUAUUCUUAUACUGCAUGGCUGCUCUUGUGCUGUACCUUGGCUAUAUGCACAUGUAUCGGAAUGGUGGCAAAAUCCCAAUGAUAGAUUAUGUCUUCAGUCUCUGUGCUUUCUUUCUGUGGCUGGUCAGCAGUGCUGCCUGGGCAAAGGCCCUUGUUGAUAUCAAAGUGUCAACUGGUCCACACAUUGUUGAAGAGAUACCGGCUUGCAAAAUGCCAGGGUCCUUCUGCAUUUUUGGUUCUGUUACCAGCAUGGGAAGUCUGAAUGUAUCUGUGGUUUUUGGUUUGGUAAACAUGAUUCUGUGGGCAGGAAAUGCUUGGUUUGUAUACAAGGAGACAAGCCUGCAUAAACCAAACUCCAAUUCUCCUGGCUCUGGGCUCUAUCCACCUGCAUCAGGAAUCUAGACUGGAGAUGAAACUUCAUAGCAAACAGUCAUGUUGUAUCCUGUUAGUAAUCUGGAAAGGCUACCAUUUAAAAUGAUAUAACCUUUUGUGGGUAUAAACUUUGAAGUACUUGCUCUAGAUAAAACUUGUGUUUAGAAGGAUUGGCUUAUAAUACACUGGGUAACUUAAUUCCGUUAAACAUAUGAAAAACCUUGUUAAAAUUCAGUCAGAUCUCGCUUUGUGAAAUAGCAUUAUCUGUAAUGGUGGCUAAAACUUCCAUUUGAUCUGUAAAAAAUCUUGCCUGUAUGACUAGUAUCCUUCCAAUCUCAUGUUCCACUUCUGUUCAGAAUGAAACCUUUUAGAAGAACUGUUGUAUAUUCAGUGCAAAUUAAUGGUGUAUCUUUGCUUAAACAAGUUUGAGUUGUCCGAUAAAAACUCUUCCCCCAAAAUCAGCAUACUUGGUAUUCCUGGCUUCUGUAAUUCUUGAAUGACAGAGAUAAGCAUAUUUUGAAUGUUAAUUUAGGUAUAAGGACUAAGGCAAAUUUAAGUACCUCAGAUAACUUACUGGUCACACUUUGGUUUUAAAAGUAUGACAGAUGUGUGAAAACAGUAACAUUGUAUUCACUUGCUUAAGUAAGCUAAAUCCUGAUCUUCAAUAUACUAGCUAUACAAAUAGGUACUGAGAAAAUAUUGCUGCUAAGACUAAACUUGAGUAAACUUUGAGGAAUUAUCUAUGAUACAUCUAUACUCUUGGCUUCUGUUAAUAAAUUGAAGUUUCUAGAA